UGAACUUUCCAAUGAAUCCACUUAACUUGUUCAGUUUCAUUAGGAUGAAAAAUGAAAAUAAAAGAAUCAUCAUCAUCAUCAUUAUAUUCUGUAUUAGAAAACAACAAAACAAAGCAAAACAAAAAAUUACUAAACAUUCACAGUAUUUUGUCACACUGUCGCGCAAGUUAUGAAUGUAUGGCAUAUAUGAGAAAAGAGCGGCUAGUCUUUUUUUUUCUUGUUUGUUUGUUUCGUGGGUGGCUUAUGUUUUUUUUUAUGUCUCUGAACCAAUUGGUUUGGCUACCAGUCACACAUACACUGCUAAUAGAUCUUUUGAUCAAUCUUCUGAUUAUUAUACAACAUUUGGAUCUACCUAUCAUAAUCAUCAUCAUCAUCAUCAUAGAUCUGAUGAUCAUCAUGAGAAUCAUUAUCAAUUUGAUCCAUAUGAUCAACAAAAUAUUCAAACAUCAACAAGUUAUAGUAGCUAUAAUACGAAUAAUAAUAAUAAUGAUGAUCAGAUGGCAGUUGUUUAUGAAAAUCAUCAUCAUCAAGAAUUCAAUUCACCAUUAUCAUCAGUUAUUCAUAAUUUUAAUCGAAACGAUACAUAUGAAUCAUGUGAAGAUGUUAUGGGCGAUUCGUGUUUCAAUAAUAGCAGUAUAUUACCGAUGCCAAUCACUUAUGAUCAUUUUGAUAGAAUCAAUACACAUCAAGUAUCAAAAAUAACUACCAAUCAAUUUUCAUUCAAUCAUCAUCAUCAACAUUCUAUUGAUGAAAAUAAUAAUGAUAAUCUAAUGAUGAGUGUUAAUGUUGAGACUGUGAAAGAUUUACCAACAAUAAUGACAAAUUGUAAAAUGAUACCAAAUACGAUCACAUCAUCAUCAACAUCAUCAUCACCAACGACAAUUAUGCAUACAUGUUCAUCAUCUAAAUAUAAAUUAAUGACAAAAUUAAGUGAACAUAUUACAAUUGAAAAACAUGAUUAUACAACCGAUGUAUAUCAUCAUCAUCAUCAUCAUCAAUCAAUUAAUCAUAAUUCAAGUAUUUGUAAAACGAAAACAUUAUACAGUAGUAGUAAUAGUAAUAGUAGUAGUAGUAGUAGUAGUGAAAUGACAAAACAUUUCCAAAUCAAUGCUCAUCAUCAUAUGAAUAAUAAUAUCAAUCAAUCACUUACUUUGAAUGGCCAUCAUUAUCAUCAUCAUCAUCAGAAUAAUAAACGUCGUUUGACGGUGGUCGUCGGUACAGGCGGCAAUAAAGACAUACGAACAAAUAACAUUUGUUCUCAAUUAGUGGAUAAAUACAAUAUUUGCUAUAUUUGUGGGAAAAAUUAUGCCCGGCCAUCAACGUUAAAAACUCAUCUACGUACACAUUCAGGAGAGAAACCUUUUAGAUGCCAGGUAUGCAAUAAAGCAUUUUCACAGGCCGCUAAUUUGACCGCACAUAAUCGUAUACAUACAAAAGAAAAACCAUUUCCAUGUCCGAUUUGUCAACGUAGAUUUUCACAAUCAUCAUCGGUAACAACACAUUUACGUACACAUACAAAAGAACGUCCAUAUAAUUGUCAUCAUUGUAGUAAAUCAUUUUCGGAUUCAUCAACAUUAACAAAACAUAUGCGAAUACAUUCGGGUGAAAAACCAUAUAGAUGUCGAAUGUGUUUGCUAAGUUUUUCACAAUCUGGAAAUCUAAAUCGUCAUAUGCGAAUCCAUAACUAAUGACUCAAACAAACAUUCGUGAAUUCGAACAUGAAAUGAAAAUCUAACAAUCGAUUAAUCGAUCAAAUCAAUUUUCUAGUUAUUAAAUGAUUACUGAACAAUUAAAAUUGGUAAAAAUUCAUGAAAAUACUCAUUUAAUCGAUUCAUGUAUACAAA
Dermatophagoides farinae (American house dust mite) is the source of this 1844-nucleotide messenger RNA. The record is from RefSeq and is a predicted model, not a curated record. Lineage: Eukaryota; Metazoa; Arthropoda; Arachnida; Sarcoptiformes; Pyroglyphidae.